Dicrocoelium dendriticum is the source of this 1027-nucleotide messenger RNA. The record is from the annotation of a GenBank genome assembly. NCBI's taxonomy places the organism in Eukaryota, Metazoa, Platyhelminthes, Trematoda, Plagiorchiida, Dicrocoeliidae.
UCCCCUUCUCCUAACCGACUUGUCUCUUCAACUUUCCCUUCGUUCUUUUUAAUAUUUUCUCACCUUGGUAUUAUCAUUAUUUAGCAGACAUUCCUCCUCUUGUUAUCUUAGCUUACCCUUCACUUUUUUACUUCACAUAAACCGGCCUGGCAGGGACUGCUUGGCAGGAAAAUGUGGGCAGUAAUUGGUUGGACAGGGAAUGAUGCUGUCUUUGUUUUAGGCUUUUCAACAUCUCAAGCAGACCUGUCAAUUCCCGAUCCGACGAUACGCAAAAGAGGGAACAUUCACAGGAUUAUCCUAUCGUUCCGGUCCCAACUGAACUUGAACUUGCCUGAAGACACUGGCAAGUUGUCAGAUCCUGCAUCUAUUUGUUCACUGUCGAAUGUCAGUUUGCCUGUUAGCAACGACCUUGUCAGUAACGAACCCUCAGAUAGCGUGUUUGAUUCGGCUGUUAGCGAAGGAGAGCAGCAGCGGCAUAGCAUUUCCGCCGCCAUGCAAGAUGCCGGAGCACCUGGUUGUGGCACUAUUAACGGUCACGGCACCAGUCACUAUAUCCGAGAGGUCGGUGGACCUGUUGGAAUCUAGAAGAAACCUGCAAGCUGGCUAUGAGCACAAAGUGACCAGUCGGUCUAUUAGGCGGGAAUUAAAACAUAGCGUAGGUGCUGACAAGGAAGCCUGGUUCACCGCUGGGCCCAAGGAAUGUAGCAGGCUGGAGCAGUAGGCAGUUACGUCAAGCUCUUCCAGCUGAUCCGCACCACUGGGCGUUACCCAGCGUCCGCAGUCACACUGAGGCCACAGAUUUUCACAGGCAGGUGCCCUAAAUGCAUACACUCUGUUUUCAGCCCACUUAACCUACUCUCCACGUCUUCCCCACGUCGCCCUGUUGUGUAGCAGCCUCCGACGACAUCGCAACCAGCCGUAACGUCUGUCAUCAUGAUGACAGAAACUGUAACAAUUCCCGGAUCCGUUGAAUGCCGCUGCCGUACCCAGCGUCCUCGGUGACACUGCAGCCUACGCUUUAAACAGG